GAUGGAUGGCCCAAUGAAAAUAUUAAUAAGAGCAUUUUUCUGAAAUAAAACUCAAGGUUUACUCCUCACUGACAACAGAAUAGGCAGAAUUAUUUACAAAUCAUGACAAGGAAGUGAUCUGCACUCUGGACAGCUGCCAGGGACAAUAAUAAUAGGGAUAGUUUAAAAGUAAUAAUUAAAUAAUUCAUUUGUCAUUUGUUCAUGUAUUCUAAUCUUUAAGUUAUUCAUGUUAAUGUCUCCUCCAGAUGCUCCAAAUCUUCCCUCUGUGUCAGUGAGUACCUCUGCUGAGAUAGUGGAGGGCAGUUCAGUGACUCUGACCUGUAGCAGUGAUGCUAACCCAGCAGCUAAAUACACCUGGUACAAGGAGAACCAAACACUGAUUCAAGGACAACAACCAAUCUACCAUUUCAGUUCCAUCAGAUCUGAGGAAAGAGGGAACUAUUACUGCAAGUCUGAGAAUCAACACGGACAGAUCAACUCUACAUCUCAAUUUAUAGAUGUCCAGUAUGCUCCAAAGCUUCGCUCUGUGUCAGUGAGUCCCUCUGCUGAGAUAGUGGAGGGCAGUUCAGUGACUCUGACCUGUAGCAUUGAUGCUAACCCAGCAGCAGUACAAGGAGAACCAGAUUCCGCUUCUAAGACCAAAAUAUAUUUAUCAUUUCACUUCUAUCAGCUUAGAUGAUAGCGGGAACUACCACUGACAGUCUGAGAAUAAGUAUGGCCAGAGAAACUCCACAUCUGUACAUAUAGAUGUUCAGUGUGAGUACAAACGAUCGGCAAAUCACUACUGUACAUACAAUGUAUUUAAG
Perca flavescens (yellow perch) is the source of this 806-nucleotide messenger RNA. Its product is annotated as B-cell receptor CD22-like. The coding region runs from base 227 to 679 and encodes 150 amino acids. The record is from RefSeq and is a predicted model, not a curated record. The transcript has 3 exons. NCBI's taxonomy places the organism in Eukaryota, Metazoa, Chordata, Actinopteri, Perciformes, Percidae.